Parnassius apollo (apollo) is the source of this 270-nucleotide messenger RNA. The record is from the annotation of a GenBank genome assembly. Lineage: Eukaryota; Metazoa; Arthropoda; Insecta; Lepidoptera; Papilionidae.
AUGUUAAGUUUAACACUACAACGCCCCGGCACCGGACUAGCACCAGAUGAGCACCGCCUCAACUCUCGCCGUCUACGUGUCGCUAACUCAGCGUCGGUCAGGCGUCCACUUUUCGUCCGCGCAGCGUCAACGAUUGGGCUGCACGGCCGGCGUGUGGCAAGCACGGGAGCAAUGCGGGCACAGCAAGCAGCCCGUAGUCCCUCAACAAGGCGCAGGCAGUUUGGAGUAGAUGACGUAAGGCCAGUGUACAGUAACCGAGGCAUACCCUAA